GGUCCCUCCCGCGGGCACGAGCCGCCCGCCCCCGCCUCGCCCCGUGCUCGGUCCCUCCCGCGGGCACGAGCCGCCCGCGCCCGCCCCCCGGGGCUGCCAGUUGUGGUGGGAUGUAUUCCUGGAGAGUUCAUGGCGUGACAGUCUGUUCCUUCAAGAUGAAUGUUUAAUUCCUGGAGACUCCAGCUGUCCCCUGUUAUCUUGGAGAGGAAAUGGCUGCUUGUCUGCUGCUUGUGCUUACGCUGGCUUCUGCAGAAGGUGUGACGUUUCGCUUUGCAUCCUAUUAUGGUGACCACAUGGUAUUACAGAAGAAACCAGCCGGCGCAGUGGUAUGGGGCUACGGGGAAUCUGGCGCUAAUGUUACCCUGUCUCUUUCCAAAGACAGCAAAGUAAUAAUGAAGAAAAUGGCACAAGUUGAAGAGCACUUGGAGACCUGGAAAGUUGUACUGGCUCCUAUGGACCAUGGUGGCCCUUAUAGUGUGAUGGCAGAGCAGCAUUCUAGGGAAGAGCCAAAGAAUCUGACGCUGCGGGAUAUCUACUUUGGAGACGUCUGGCUUUGCAGUGGGCAAAGUAACAUGGAGAUGACAGUUUCCCAGAUACUCAAUGCCAGUAAGGAGCUCUCCGAGGCAUCUCUCUAUCCAUAUAUCCGUGUGUUCACGGCCGCUCUUAUUCAGUCUGAAGUGGAAUUGCAGGACCUGGCUAAGAUUGACUUGGAGUGGUCUAUACCGACAGCUGAAAACUUGGGUCACGGGAACUUCAGCUACUUCUCAGCUGUGUGUUGGCUGUUUGGCCGUCACUUGUAUGAGAUGCUCCAGUACCCCAUAGGAUUGGUGGAGUCCUCCUGGGGAGGGACCUGCAUUGAGGCCUGGUCCUCAAGAAGGGCGCUGCACGAGUGCGGGCUCAAAGGCGACGCCAGACGGUUUCUUCUUCCCACGCUGCUUUCUGGCCCUGACAUGCCCUCUGUACUCUGGAACGCGAUGAUCCACCCGCUCCUCAACAUGUCCCUCACGGGCGUUAUCUGGUACCAGGGUGAAACAAACGCCUUCAUAAACACAGAUCUGUACAACUGCACAUUCCCGGCUCUCCUCACGGACUGGCGCAAGGCCUUCCACGCCGGGUCUGAUGGGCAAACGCAGCCGCUCUUCCCCUUCGGGUUUGUCCAGCUAUCCACGUUCCGCCGCCAGGACUGGGAUGACAGUUUCCCCCGCAUUCGGUGGCACCAGACCGCUGACUACGGCUAUGCGCCCAACAAGAGAAUGCCCAACACCUUCAUGGCCGUGGCGGUGGAUCUGUGCGACGAGCUCUCGCCCUACGGCAGCAUUCACCCCCGGGAUAAACAGACCGUGGCAUAUCGGCUGCACCUGGGAGCCCGAGCUGUGGCAUAUGGAGAGAAAGACCUGGUCUUCCAAGGCCCAUAUCCUACAAAAGUCGUGGUGGAUGGAACCAGGGGCCUCAUUAACAUCACGUAUAGCCAGGAACUCCAGCUGCUUCUAAUGCACGACCGCAUCUUUGAGGUGUGCUGCUCUCACGGGCCCCAGCUCUUGGCGCAGGAGCCGUGUCAGUGGCUUCCAGCACCCAUGCUGUCUGCAUCUGCCCACACAGUGACGCUGUCCGGCCCUGGCUGCAGGGACGCUGCCACCCGGCUGCGCUAUGCGUGGGCAGAGUGGCCGUGUGAAUACAGACAGUGUCCCAUUUACAACAAGCACCUGCUGCCAGCACCUCCCUUUCUUAUCGACUCUCUGCAUUAGGAACAGGCUGGACCAACGGCUAGGCGGCUGUAGGCACACAGCCAGGGUCUGAGCAAAUUCAUGCUCCAUUUUGGUAAAUUUCAUGCUCACAGGAUUUUUAAAAUCUUAAAUUUCACAAAAAGAACAGGAGGACUUGUGGCACCUUCGAGACUAACCCAUUUAUUUGAGCAUCAGCUUUCGUGAGCUACAGCUCACUUCUUCGGAUGUGUCACGAAAAGCUCACGAAAGCUUGUGCUCAAAUAAAUGGGUUAGUCUCUAAGGUGCAGCAAGUCCUCCUUUUCCUUUUGCAGAUACAGACUAACACGGCUGCUCCUCUGAAACCUUAAAUUCACAGUUUCAGAUAUUUAAAUCUGAAAUUUCACAGGGUUGUAGCCAGGGGGGUCCUGACCUAGAAGGGGGAAGGUCGGGAGCGGUCGCAAGGCUCCCUUGUAGUGGGGACGCGGUAUUGACACCCUUACUUCUUCGCUGCUGCUGGUGACGGCGCUGCCUUCAGAGCUAGGAUCCCAGCCAGCAACCGCGGAGCUUCCUGCAGCCAGGGGAGAUUCCCAGAGCCCCCAGCAGCAGGCCGUGCAGGGGUAGAGGAAGUCCCUCCUGUCCCUCCCCAGCCCAGCCGGGUCUAGCAGCUGGAGCCCAGCACAAGAUAAGAGCCCCCAGGCAGGGCACCCCCAGCCCUGCCCCUCCCCAGCUCCAUGCCCAGCACUUGGGGCUUAUAGGGCCGUUGGGCUGGCUGUGUGUGGAGGGGGGGAAUGACCAUGGCGCCCUUAGCAGUUGCUCACAUCAUGCACCCGUAAGGCCGGCCCUGCCUCCCUGCAAAAAGUAACAAACCCUCCCACCUCAUUAUGCCACCCUCACUUCUGUGCUGCUGCUGUGUGGCACUUCAGAGCUGGGCGGCCAGAGAGUGGAGAGCAGCGGCUGGUGGCUGGGCACCCAUCUCGGAAGGCAGCGCAGAGGUAAGGGUUGCAAUCCUGUGACCCUCCCCCCACAAUAGCCAGAUUUCACGGGGGAGACCUGAUUUCUCGAUAUGUGACGUGGUUUUCACGGCUGUGACUUUGGUAGGGCCCUACUCAUAGCCAAUGAACGCUUCCCCUGUCAUUUUAGGCUGAGAUUCCCAAAGCCACCUGAGGACUCUGGAUACCCAUUAAAAUGAAUGGAAAUUGGACGUCCAGAUCCCCUGGGUGCUUUGGAAAUCACAUUGAUUCAGAAACAGCUUCUUCUUUAUACCACAACGCCAUGGGUUUGGUUAGUCUAACCAGUGCCUUAACUGUAUUAUGCAGGCUUUCCUGGACGGGGUCAGACCUGGGGUAAGUCCAGCCAAGUGUCCUGUUUAAUUAUAGCCAGUCCUCAUCUCAUCAGAGGAAUGGGCAGGGCACCCCCCUGGUGUCCUGAGGUGGAAUUACCUGCCCCCAGGAGAGGUGUCUACCUGGCCCCCAGCACAGAAUCAUAGAAUAUCAGGGUUGGAAGAGACCUCAGGAGGUCAUCUAGUCCAACCCCCUGCUCAAAGCAGGACCAACCCCAGCUAAAUCAUCCCAGCCAGGGCUUUGUCAAGCCAGGCCUUAAAAACCUCUAAGGAAGGAGAUUCCACCCCCUCCCUAGGUAACCCAUUCCAGGGCUUCACCACCCUCCUAGUGAAAUAGUGUUUCCUGAUAUCCAACCUAGACCUCCCCCACUGCAGCUUGAGACCAUUACUCCUUGUUCUGUCAUCUGCCACCGCUGAGAACAGCCAAGCUCCAUCCUUUAGAUAUUAGAUACUAAAGGAUUGGCAACAGCAUGAUUAUUGGGUAAAAUCUGAGUGUUAUAUUGAGCUGGAUAUGUGGCUGGCCCUUCGGGAUCAGAAGAACCCUUUGUUUGAUGAAAUGGGUUUUAAAUAACCACUCACCAUUAAGUCUAGUGUCUGGGUGUUGAACCAAGGACUGGAAUACCUAAGGGGGCUGCAUUUCUGACUUCUUGUUGUCCACAGUUUACUUUUGUUGCUGGUUUGGUAUAUCUUAUGGGAGAAUAACCACCAGUUAGGGUUUUCAACUUUCUAAUAGCACAAAACCAAACACCCGUGCCCUAUUCCCUGCCCCAAGGCCCCGCUCCUUCUCCAAGGCCCUGCUAUCUGCUCACUCAAUCCCCCCCUCCCUCUGUCGCUCGCUGCCCCCCACCCUCACUCACCUUCACUGGGCUGGGGCAGGGAGUUGGGGUGUAGAAGGGGGGUGAAGGUUCUGGCUGGGGGUGCUG
Caretta caretta (loggerhead turtle) is the source of this 3965-nucleotide messenger RNA. It is a transcript of the gene SIAE, whose product is annotated as sialic acid acetylesterase. Gene Ontology annotation, biological process: carbohydrate metabolic process. The record is from RefSeq and is a predicted model, not a curated record. NCBI's taxonomy places the organism in Eukaryota, Metazoa, Chordata, Testudines, Cheloniidae. Gene Ontology annotation, molecular function: sialate O-acetylesterase activity.